Manduca sexta (tobacco hornworm) is the source of this 894-nucleotide messenger RNA. It is a transcript of the gene Trx2, whose product is annotated as thioredoxin-2. The transcript has 3 exons. Gene Ontology annotation, molecular function: protein-disulfide reductase activity. NCBI's taxonomy places the organism in Eukaryota, Metazoa, Arthropoda, Insecta, Lepidoptera, Sphingidae. The coding region runs from base 180 to 500 and encodes 106 amino acids. The record is from RefSeq and is a predicted model, not a curated record.
UUUAGUCGAUUAUCAAAUGUAUACACGCCGCUCAUCUCUAUUAUUACGCUUUUUCUUGUGCCUUGCUUGUGUCACCGCGUGUUCUGCCGGUCAGAAUAUUUACUAUUUUCGACUCAAAUAGAGGAUUCAUUUAAUUAUUUAUUAAUUUUUCGUAACUUCCACCUAUUCCGCAUUACAAAAUGUCGAUCCACAUCAAGGACGCUGACGACCUCAAGAACAGGCUCGCCGAGGCCGGCGAUAAGCUGGUGGUGAUCGACUUCAUGGCGACCUGGUGCGGUCCCUGCAAGAUGAUCGGCCCCAAACUAGACGAGAUGGCCGCUGAGAUGGCGGACUCUAUCGUCGUAGUUAAGGUCGACGUGGAUGAGUGCGAGGACAUCGCAGCCGACUACAACAUCAACUCCAUGCCCACAUUCGUGUUCGUCAAGAACUCCAAGAAGCUCGAAGAGUUCUCCGGCGCGAACGUGGACAAGCUAAAGAACACCAUCCUCAAACUGAAGUAAAGUGUUUAAGAGUUGUACGCGAGUUCCGGACCCUGGCAGGACCCUUAUUCUUCAGAAGAACCGCAGCAUCAGAAAAGACCAGACAUAUAACGCUUUAUAGCUAGGCAGGUCUUUUAAAUGGUCUUAAAUCCGUCCGGCGAAUAGUUGGAUCCAAUGAUGGCCAAUAUCAUGAAUGUUUGAUCAAACUGACCAUUCCGUUGGUUCUGCCAGGGUAGGCAUUUAAAGCGAUGUAUUAGUGAUGAAUCACUUUUUUUGUUUAGCUAUAAAGCAUAAUAUUUUUAUAUCACACAGUCACCAGCACAACGGUCUGGCGUACAACCAUGUUUUCUGUGUAUUUUGCAUUAAAUAUAUAUGUUAUAAAGUAUUGUUACUUCAAUAAAGUAUCUUAAAAUUU